CACAAACACUUAAAAAUGGGCUGUUCAGCUUCACAAUCAAAAGAAGAGAAAGCAAUGAUGAAAAUGAUGGGGGCCAUGGGCGCUGACAAGAACGCGCUCAAGAAGAUGAAGAAGGACAUGGCUAAGGCAAAGAAGGAAGAAAUGAAGAGAAGAGCCAAGAUGUCCAAGGAAGAAAGGGAAAAGUUGGAAAAGGAGGAGAAGGAAGGCAAGGAAAUGUUGGGAGGCAUGAUGGGGGCCUUUGGAGGGCUCGCUGGAGAAAUGCAAAUGGAAGCGAGAUAACGGGCAAGCAUAAUUUCUUAAUUUAAUUGAAUAAUUUUAAGAACACUUAAU
Molecule: messenger RNA, 330 nt
Organism: Moneuplotes crassus
Lineage: Eukaryota; Ciliophora; Spirotrichea; Euplotida; Euplotidae
Source: the annotation of a GenBank genome assembly